This is a messenger RNA of Penicillium taxi, 2760 nucleotides long. RefSeq names its product Aim21 family protein. The transcript has 2 exons. The record is from RefSeq and is a predicted model, not a curated record. Bases 1 to 2760 code for a protein of 919 amino acids. Lineage: Eukaryota; Fungi; Ascomycota; Eurotiomycetes; Eurotiales; Aspergillaceae.
AUGUCUUCCCAAAAUGUCCCGGCCAUCCCUCCUCGACCGGCUCGAUCCCCUCAGCCGGAAUCAUCUCUAGAUCUGCCUAAGAUCCCCCCACGCCCGACGAACCGUCGCUUGGAUCGAUCCCCGUCCCCAAUGCGAGACAGCUAUGCUCCCUCUCCAUUCAAUGAAUGGAGUGGUCCAUCUCUCAACCGGACUACCUCGAACGACCUACCUCCACGGCCGCCGAGCGUCACAAUACCCUCCCUAGGCGAGGAAGGAAUUGAAUAUGCUGAUCUCAACACGACUCCGGCAGAGACUCGCAACGUGGGCCCUGAACUGAAGAUUCAUGCUCCAAGACCCUCCUUACCUAUCUCAAGUGCCAAAGCAAAGGUGGAAGCGGUAACCCGCACAGAUUCCCGGCAAGCUGCGGCGGCGGGCGUAGGCCGUGCAAGCUCCCAAACACGCGAAGAUCCGGAUCGUAACAGUCGCUCGUUAUAUCCCCAGACAAGUGGCUCGCGGGCCGAGUCCGAUGCGUCAUCCACUCGUCGUUUCUCUGCACAACUCGGAGAGGAAAAUGGCAUCAGGGUUCCUAUGUACCCUAACGCGGGUGAUGUACAGGCACCAUCUCCGAGCCCGUAUUUGGAAGCAGGCAACCAGCGCCAGGGUCGUAAUCAUCACCGUUCUCGUAGUGCUCGGGAUGCAUCUCUACCUCCAGGUAGUUACGGCCUGCACGGACAUGGAGUGCCUAACGAUAAGUUUGAUAAAGCUUGGUACGAAAAGCACCCAGAUGAGUUCGUCAAGGAAGAGGGCCAGUAUGGCCCUGGUGUGGGUACGCCCCGCCCUGACUGGGCGCUGAGUAGCGAGGAUCUGAACAAGAUCGUGCGAAGCUCAGCCUCAUCUGGAUCUGGAAUUGGCACCUCACCUGCUAUGAUUGGAACACCUGAAGAGGAAGUUGGUUUCCUGGCCUCUGAUGAAUACAUGCAACGCAUAGCGUCUCCUCCACCCGACUCCCGGAAUAACAACCAGCCAUCCGUUGAAUCUCCCCUUCGGAAAAUGAGUUUCCCUGCCUCGGAUAAGGAGAAUUCCCGUUCCUCGCUGCGUCAUAACCGAUCUGGCUCUCAAAUGGAUAACGAUGUGAUUCAUGUUGAUGAUCUCAAGCACCCUUUGCACCACCCAGAUGGGUUUGCCCCCACCCCAUCUGAAGAGAAGUCAAAUAUACUUGAAGAAAGUUAUGAAGACGAUCAGACGCCCAUUCUGGCCGCCGAUGAAGUGCGCCCCGAAUCGGCAUAUCAGCAUCCUGUAAUUUCACCUACCCGAGGAAACUUUGAGGAUGGAGAAUACCAUAGCCGGACACCCGGCAGCUCGCAUAGCCGCUCUAACAGCAGAUCCGGUGGGCAAAGUGUCCCCGUGCUGAAUCGGUUUGACUCACACGACGAAUCACAUACUCCUCUCGAGGAUGUUGUGGAAUACGAGCCACUAUUUCCCGAUGAAGAGUCAACGAAGGAGCAAUCUAUUUCAGCGUCAGAACGCUUCAAGAAACGCCCAGACAUGUCCAAGCACCGAUUCCCUAGCGAGGAUAUUUGGGAAGAUGCUCCUAACAGUGCGCAGCUUCACGCUACUGUGAACACUCCUGAUAUUCCCAAGCGUGACUCUGCUUCCGUGUUCGAAACUCCCGAACAGGAGGCUGCACGGAUAGUGCAAGCACCUGCGAUUGAUCAGCAUCAUGUCGCUAGCCAUAUUCUUGCCGGAGAGAGCAACAAGGGAUUUAAGCGUCCGGAUUACCUGAAGCAGCGAUUCCCUAGUCGUGAUAUCUGGGAAGAUGUUCCUGAUAGUCAACAAUUAGUGACCACCGUUGGACCUGCCGCAGACGAGAUAAAGAGCCCCGAAGUUCCCUCCAAACCGACCAUUCCAUUUAUUCCACCCCGCCCGCAGAAGCAAACCCAGGCAACGUCACCGACAGAGAAGCGUGCACCUCCGUUGAUUCCUGGCCGACCUAAGCCUCAGAUCCCUUCUCGACCAGUCAAGUCUAGCCCGCAGAGCUCAACAGAUAAUGCUGGCUCAACCAACAAGGAGGUCUCGACAGAUGAUUCCGCUGCACAUAAAACGAAGCCCAUUGUACCAGCUCGUCCGGGUGGCAGCAAAAUCGCAGCGCUCAAGGCCGGUUUUCUUACUGACCUCAACUCGCGUCUCCAGCUAGGCCCUCAGCAGCAGAAGCCCAAGGAAAAGGAGCCAGAGGAGCCAGAAGAGAAACAGCCGCUUAGCGAUGCUCGCAAGGGCCGAGCUCGUGGUCCGACCCGCCGAAAACCUGCCACAGAAAAUGCAAACGUCACUCUCCCAUCCAUUCCGGAGGUCAAAAUCGCAGAGACCUGGGAUGUUUGGCAAAUCGGUUACGGUAACCUUGUUGUCGGCAGCGACAAGCACGUUAAACCUUCUGUCGCAGAGACCUCCAGGGCUCCUGAGAUUGCCAAGAAUAUAGCCGGCGAGCCCGUCGACCCAGUUCCCACAUCUGCUGCUGCACCUGAAGCCGUUCCUGCAGCCACAGAAGUCGAUGAAAUUCCGAACCCAGCCUCGAUCAAGGCUCCAGAACCAGAAGUUACCGCUCCUACUGUUGAGAUUCCUUCCACAGAGGAGGAAGAGGAGACCGAGAAACCCUCAUCUGAGGCACUUUCCACCGAAGCUACGCCAACAGGAAGCUCUUCUACUAAGUUUGAAGACGCUCUUGAAGAUCUCUCCGCUGCAGCUCACGAGAAGAAGCUGUCGGAAGAAAACACAGAGUCCUCUUAG